UGGGAGGAGUGGUGCCGCGGGGAAGUCACUCCUGGAGAGACAACCCUCUCCCCCCGGCCUCCAGGCUUACCCUGAGGACCGGUAUCCUACCCUUGUUAAAGAGCCGGCCAUGGAAGCUGUGUUCCCAGCAGCCAGGUGGAAGGAGUUGCUGUCGUUUGAGGAUGUGGCAAUGUACUUCACCAGAGAGGAGUGGGACCACCUUGACUGGGCUCAAAGGGACCUCUACAGAGAUGUGAUGCUGGAGAAUUACAGGAACUUGAUCUUGUUGGGAUUUCAGUUUUCCAAACCUGAGGUGAUCUGUCAGCUGGAGAACUGGGACGAGCCAUGGAUCGUGGACCUACCGAGAGCUGAGAAUAGGAAGGCUUCCAGUAGUGCUUGCCCAGGUUCUGAAGCCAGAUACAAGAUGAAAAAGCUAACUCCAAAGCAGAAAAUUUCUGAAGAUUUGGAGUCACAUAAGGUAUCAGUGGUAAUGCAGAAAACAGCCACGAAACUUUCAGAAAAGUUACAUAAAUGUAAAGAAUUUGCGGACAGUUGCGAGUUUGUACUCCCUACUAUUGGUGAUGAACACUACAAUGUCUUCCUUCAAAACUUUAACCUCAUUCAAGAUCAGGAUGCUCAGACAAGGAAGAGGCAGGGUAAAUAUGAUGAAGAAGGGAAACCCUUCAAUCAAAGAUCAUUGCUUUUGAGGCACGAGCAAAUUCUUACAAGAGCAAAAUCAUAUGAAUGUAGUGAAUGCGGAAAAGUCAUCAGGCGUAAGGCAUGGUUUGAUCAACAUCAAAGAAUUCACUUUUUAGAGAAUCCUUUUGAGUGUAAAGUAUGUGGUCAAGCCUUCAAACAGCGGAUAGAUCUUACUGUCCAUAAACAGUGUCAUCUGCAAAACAAGCCAUAUAAAUGUCCCGACUGUGGAAAGUGUUUCCGUCAGCUCGCAUAUCUUGUUGAACAUAAGAGGGUUCAUACCAAAGAAAAACCCUACAAAUGUAGUGAAUGCGAAAAAACUUUUAGUCAGAAUUCAACCCUUAUUCGACAUCAGUUAAUCCAUAGUGGAGAAAAACCCCAUAAAUGCCUAGAAUGUGGAAAAGCCUUUGGUCGGCAUUCAACCCUUAUGCACCAUCAACAAAUUCACCGUAAACAGAAAACCCAUAAGUGCAGUGAAUGUGGACAGUCCUUUCGUCUGAAUGUAGACCUCAUUCAGCAUCAAAGAACUCAUACCACAGAGGAAUUCUUUGAAUGUAAAGAAUGUGGAAAAACUUUUAGUUUUAGGAGAAAUCUUUAUAGACAUCAGGUCAUUCACACUGGAAAAAGACCCUAUACAUGUGACACAUGUGGGAAAUCUUUCAAGUGGCACACAAGCUUUAUUAAGCAUCAGGGUACUCACAAAGGACAGCUAUCUUCAUGAUAUUAACUGGAAACACUACCAUUUAUUUUAUUUUUAUUUAUUUUUUGGUGACUGACCAGUUCGUAAAGCUACCAUUUAAAGCCCAGAACUUAACAUCGACUGUAAGUGUGUAUAACUUGAUUGUUUCACGAAAAGUAAUAAACAACUGACAUGGUUUUUC
Messenger RNA from Galeopterus variegatus (Sunda flying lemur), 1556 nucleotides. RefSeq names its product zinc finger protein 789 (gene ZNF789). Lineage: Eukaryota; Metazoa; Chordata; Mammalia; Dermoptera; Cynocephalidae. Gene Ontology annotation, biological process: negative regulation of transcription by RNA polymerase II. Bases 110 to 1396 code for a protein of 428 amino acids. The record is from RefSeq and is a predicted model, not a curated record. Gene Ontology annotation, molecular function: DNA-binding transcription repressor activity, RNA polymerase II-specific. The transcript has 5 exons.